Molecule: messenger RNA, 850 nt
Organism: Papilio xuthus (Asian swallowtail)
Lineage: Eukaryota; Metazoa; Arthropoda; Insecta; Lepidoptera; Papilionidae
Exons: 4
Coding region: 84-770 (228 amino acids)
Source: RefSeq, a predicted model, not a curated record
GAAAAUCAGAAGUACUCAAUAACCUAUUAGCAACAUUUGCUGACGUUUCUAAUUAGUGUGAUAGCGGGAAAAAAUAAUUGAAUAUGAUAAAAUACAUGAUAUUCUUAGCUAUUGUGACUGCGACAAGUGGACGGCCUAAAGGUAAUACACCAUUGAAUAUGGUGACGGUACCAGCAAACUGUCCAAAAGGUCAACAACUCGUCAACGGAGAGUGUCGAGAUAUUUGGUCUCUCGAUGAUUUACUUAACAUGCCAGUGGAAGUUAAAAAUCCACAGCAUAGUGAACAAAAUGAGCCGCGGAACAUGAUCACGGUGCCUACCAACUGUCCCCCAGGUCAGGAGCUGAUUAAUGGCGUUUGUCGCGAUAUCUGGCGAUACAGAUCUACGAGCCCAAUUCCACAAAAUAUUGAAGAUUCGGCACUGCAUAUAGAAAAUGCUCCCCUUAAUAUGAUCACGGUCCCAACGAACUGUCCUCCAGGUCAACAGUUGAUCAACGGCGUGUGUCGUGACGUGUGGAUGUUUGCACCGACCAGCCCAACGCCGCGAGCUCUUGAACAAUCUAAUAAAAGCAAAAUUUUGGAGAGAAUUAUCGAAAGCAUCAAAUCAGAAAUAUUAUAUCGCCAAAAACGACAACUGGAUUUGGACGCAGAAGAAAUACUUCAAUUGCUGGAUGAAGCAAAUGUGAGCAGAAACAUUGUAACAGUUCCCAAUCAAUGUCCUGCUGGAUACAGGCCCGAUAUAUUCGGAAUUUGUCGGCCAAUUUUUGAUUAAAUCUAAUGGGAUAACAUCAUCGAAAUUAUAUCUGCUACUAAAUAUUGCUUAAUUGAUAAAUAAAUAUCAUUCAACAAAAA